Messenger RNA from Notodromas monacha, 513 nucleotides. Lineage: Eukaryota; Metazoa; Arthropoda; Ostracoda; Podocopida; Cyprididae. The record is from the annotation of a GenBank genome assembly.
AUGAACGCCACAGAGAUGUCGCUCGGGGUCGAUGGGGAUGUCACUACGACGAUGCCGGAACUCGCAACUUACAUCCCACCCGAAGCCGUUUACAACGAGACUGAGUUUAUGGUUCGUGUGGAGCCGCAGGGUGUGCAGUACAUUUUGUGCAUGGGAUCAGUCAUCAGUCCGAGGCAUGUUCUGACAGUGGCCAAUUGCGUGGACGAAAGAGCCGCCCGAGUGCUCAAGUCCUUCUACAGCACCGAGUACUUGACUCUGGCUUUCGAUUCCGGGCCCAGUGUGGACGUGUCCAUCAAAAGCGCCAAGAUGCCCCGGAACUACUUGAUCCGGAACAUCCGGGGGGUUCCGCAACGGGUCACUGUGGCUCUGCUCCCUUUGCCUCUGCUUGACCCAGCAGUCAAACCCGUGCCCAUGGACCUGAAAGGCGACUUUUCCUUCCCUAAUAACGUGGUGCGGAUUGCGGGUUGGAGUUAUGCCACGAACGUACCGAGAAGGGUUCCAGUGAGAAGCUCU